AUGUCCCAAAAUAUUGUGGAUAAGUACGGCUACAAACUACUGUCUCCUAGCGAGUUGAUUCGGUCUAACUCCGUCAAGGGUGUUGAAUUUGCUGCACAGCGUCAAGAGGGUCACGAAGUUCCCCUCGCGGAAUGUGUGCACCUGCUAGAAAGCGAAAUCAUGAGCAAUAGAGGUUCUCUCAGAGGUUUCGUUAUAGAUGGCUAUCCGCAAAAUCAGAGUGAUGCUAAAAUUUUGGAGCAAAGCAUCGGAGUUCCCGAUUUGAUCAUUGCUUUGGAAAUUGGCCAGCAAACAGCGGAGACGCGUAGAUCGGUAGAUAGCACCACUCUCCCAUCAACAGUUAGUUCCUAUAUGAGAAAUGCUGAGCCGGUGUUAGCUCAAUAUUCGGAUAAAAUAAUGCAAAUUGAUGCGGAACGCAAUUCCAGCGACAUUUUCAAUGAUGUAGUGCCCAAUAUAGACGCAAUUGCUAAGAGUUAUGGCAAUCCUAUUGCAAUUUCACGUUCCUCACAUUAA
Drosophila sulfurigaster albostrigata is the source of this 510-nucleotide messenger RNA. RefSeq names its product adenylate kinase isoenzyme 5-like. NCBI's taxonomy places the organism in Eukaryota, Metazoa, Arthropoda, Insecta, Diptera, Drosophilidae. The coding region runs from base 1 to 510 and encodes 169 amino acids. Gene Ontology annotation, cellular component: cytoplasm. Gene Ontology annotation, biological process: nucleobase-containing compound metabolic process. Gene Ontology annotation, molecular function: AMP kinase activity; ATP binding. The transcript has 3 exons. The record is from RefSeq and is a predicted model, not a curated record.